This is a messenger RNA of Linum trigynum, 1125 nucleotides long. NCBI's taxonomy places the organism in Eukaryota, Viridiplantae, Streptophyta, Magnoliopsida, Malpighiales, Linaceae. The record is from the annotation of a GenBank genome assembly.
GUGACCAUAACAAUCACCAUUCCGAUCGAACUUCCACAUUGUUCUGUCUCCCUUCUACAAACCCAGAAGCUCCUUCCUCCAAUAUUCCUAAAUCCUAAUGGCUGCCGCAAUCCAUUUCUCAAAGGGCUCAUUUGCCCUUGCGUUGGCCCUGUUAUUAGUAGCCAUUGCCUCUGCGGAAAACUACAACCCUACUGCUUCUACUUCAGUAAUCAAGCCUGAUCAUGAUCACGAACCCGCUUAUCACAACAGUUAUGUUUCGACGACAGAUUCGGAGAAACUGGACUCGAAGAUGCACCGGUACGAGCAAGAAGAAGUCGAACGCAUGUCUGGAUCAGGAAAUGUGUACGAUACGAAAUCGCAAACCAGCGACAUCAAGGCAUUGGCCCCUGAAGCAGAGAAGCCAGAGGUUCGCUUCGGGAAGAAAUCGACCUACGACGGGGCGUUUGGUUCAAAACCGGAAGACGUGUUUGCUAAUGGUGUGGAAGGCGUCGUAGCUUGCAAAUCAGGAUCCGACUACUACCCUCUUCACGGAGCUGUGGUGAGAAUAACUUGCUCGGGAGUGGAAGAAGAGUCGCGGUGCUCAACAGACGCGAGGGGCUAUUUCUUCGAGAGGCUGCCGUACUAUGGUAAACUGAAACCAGAGCUGUGCAGGGCCUUCCUGGAGAAAUCUCCGUCGGAGAAAUGCAGUGUGCCUACGGAUGUGAACAAGGGCAUCAACGGCGCCAAACUCUCUUCGUACAGAAUCCUCCACGACAAGCGGGUCAAGCUUUACCCUCUCGGCCCGUUCUUUUACUCUUCCUCCCCUUCUUAUGGUCAGCAGCAACAGCUUAGUGCCCGGCAGCAACAAGUUUCCAAAUCUCCCGCCGGCUACUGAUAUAAUGAUGUGACCUCUGUUUCUCUAGCUCUUUCUUUCCAUGUGGUUCAUUGUUUUCUCUUUGGUUUAAUUUGUUGCCACCGAUAAUGAUCAACUUAAAUGAUGGCCCUUUGAUAAGAUGUAACAUUAUCACAACCCAAUUAUCAUCAACGGAAACGAGCCACCUAAUCCCCAAGUAUCCAUCAUCAAACCUAAUCCCAGCAAAGCACAGAACAAAGACAAAUUGCAAUUAACAAAAGUCAAAUAAUCGA